AUGACAGGCUUCUCAGCCGUCCCACUCGCCCACGAAGACGGCGAUGACAACGCACACCAACAAUUCAAGGGCGUUUCAAGAAUCCUAGGACCGCGAUGGGCGCACCUUCCGACGUUGACCAUUGGGUUAUUGGGUGUACAGAUUUUUUGGAGCAUUGAGAUGUCUUAUGCUUCGCCGUAUUUGCUUUCUUUAGGACUGACCAAGUCUAAAUUGGCUACUGUGUUUAUUGCUGGGCCGUUGUCGGGUUUGAUAAUGCAGCCGUUGAUAGGUGUGCUGGCGGACAACUCAACAUCACGGUUCGGUCGUCGGAGGCCAUACAUGUUACUCGGCUCUCUAGUCUGCGCGUUUGCAAUGCUUUUACUUGGGUUUACGAGGCCCGUCGCGUCGGUGUUCACGGGUUGGGAUAAUGAUUCUAAUGACAUGUUAACGAUAUGGCUCGCCGUACUGUCUAUAUUCCUAAUAGACUUCUCCAUAAAUGCAGUCCAGGCAGUCGACCGUGCUCUCCUAGUAGACACUCUCCCAUCUUCAGCCCAAGCUUCAGGGAACGCUUGGGCAGCCCGCAUGCUUGGGGUCGGAAGCGUCGUUGGGUUUUUCGUGGGCAACAUCAACCUCCCCAGAAUACUCCCUUUCCUUGGGAAAUCCCAACUCCAGGUCCUUUCUGUGGUUGUGUCCCUCCUUCUCGUUGGCGGCCACCUCGUUACGGCGGGCCUUGUUAAGGAACGGGUUCUGCUGCAAAAUGACAUUGAUGGCCAACGACGCCAUGGAAAAAGUUUCCUGCAAGAACUAAAAGACAUAUGGACGAAUAUGCUCACUCUCCCCCGCGUCAUCCGUCAAAUCUGUAUCAUCCAAUUCUUCGCAUGGAUAGCCUGGUUCCCAGUCCUCUUCUACUCAACCAUCUACAUCGGCGACCUCUACAAACGAUCCACGCCCGCAGUUGGCACGCCAGACGCACAAGCAGCCCUGGAAGCCGAAGCCACCCGCCUCGGCUCCCGAGCACUCUUCUACUCGUCUCUUCUAUCACUCCUUGCCAACUUUGCCUUACCCCCUUUCGUAACGGAAGCCAGGCGGUGUGUAACGUCGCCAACGACGGGCCGGGGAGCAGAAGAAGGCUGGUGGGAGAGGAUGUGUCGCGUUCCUAGGGGUCUUCAGGUCCACCUUGCGAGUUUGUGGGCUGUGAGCCAUUUAGUGUUCGCUGGGUGUAUGCUGGGCACUUUUUUCACCCACAGCGUAACUGGGGCCACUAUCCUCAUCACCAUCACCGGGUUCUCAUGGGCCAUCACACAAUGGGCCCCAUUCUCUCUCCUGGCAGAAGCCAUCCUAACCGAACCAGCUCCAUCCCACGUAAACGACGCAAUUUCGAUUCGACUCGCGGAUGCACGUACACCCAUACGUGAAGUUGACUCGGAGAGGGAAGUGUUUCUCCCCGGCGACGCAUCUGACAGCGAAGACGAGGAGGACGAGGAAGAGGCGCGGAAGAAGGAAGAAAGGAGGCGCGUGUUGGGUAACCCCAUUGCCCAGAGGAGUGGGGUCAACAUCACCGGGCGGAAGGAUCGAGUGUCGGAGGAGGAAGAGGAGGAAGGCUUCGAGAUCGUGGCGAGUCCACGCCACUCCGGCGUCCAUAGCGUGCGAUUGACGUUACAGGACGAUGACCAGGUUGACAGGAGUCAUGAGAACGAAGGAGGGUUGAGUUCGAAGGCUGGCAUCAUCUUGGGAAUACACAAUGUAUUCAUCGUGAUACCGCAGUUCCUCGUCACCGGUCUGUCCGCCAUCGUCUUUGCCAUAUUCGAUCCGCAAAAGACUGUCUUGCCCGGCCACCACCCAACACCAAGUAUCGGCGGUGUCAUAAACGGGACGACGACAGCCUCUGGUGUGGAUUCCUUCGAGGCACUGAAAAAUGCUUCUGCGGCUGUUGGUGAUGUCCUCGUCCGAGCUUUGAACGAGGACGCAGGGGAACGAGGGGGCCAGUCGAAUUCUGUAGUAUAUAUUUUUAGAUUUGGUGGGUUUGCAGCUGCUUUUGCUUUUGUACUGUGUUGGAGGCUUGCUAGGGAGCUUAGACAUAGAUAG
Messenger RNA from Laccaria bicolor S238N-H82, 2064 nucleotides. RefSeq lists its product as uncharacterized. The record is from RefSeq and is a predicted model, not a curated record. The transcript has 12 exons. The coding region runs from base 1 to 2064 and encodes 687 amino acids. Gene Ontology annotation, cellular component: membrane. NCBI's taxonomy places the organism in Eukaryota, Fungi, Basidiomycota, Agaricomycetes, Agaricales, Hydnangiaceae. Gene Ontology annotation, molecular function: sucrose:proton symporter activity.